Messenger RNA from Cyphellophora attinorum, 1617 nucleotides. RefSeq lists its product as uncharacterized. The coding region runs from base 1 to 1617 and encodes 538 amino acids. The transcript has a single exon. The record is from RefSeq and is a predicted model, not a curated record. Lineage: Eukaryota; Fungi; Ascomycota; Eurotiomycetes; Chaetothyriales; Cyphellophoraceae.
AUGACAGAGCUGCCUGCAGCGAUCCUGUCGCUGUAUCAGUAUGAGCCAUUACGGGAGCGUCAAAUUCGGCUCAUCGAACUUCAAGCACCGUCAUCAGACAACGCUAAGGAGGUCCAUUGCAAGAUCCGCUUUUGCUCCCUCGAUGAUUGCCCUUUGUUCACAUGCGUGAGUUACAUGUGGGGCAAGACUUCAACGCCGGAAAUCGUGUACGUCGAUGGACAGGUCAUCAAAGUUCGAGAGAGUCUGUUCCGCCUGCUCUCGGACCUGAGACGUGGUGAGCCGAGACUUUUGUGGGCCGACGCGCUGUGUGUGAACCAAGAUGACAUCGAUGAACGUAUGCAGCAAGUCAAGAUAAUGGGUGAAAUCUACGCUAAAGCGAACUAUGUGAUCGCAUGGUUGGGCAACGACUUCCAGAAUGGCGAGCUUGGUGCAGAGAUGUUGAAUCUGUAUGAGCGCCAACUUCCUCCGCCAGCUAAGACCAAUGAACACAACUACAAAGCUCUAGAGCAGCUCUAUGCGGCAAAAUACUUCACGCGGAGGUGGGUGACGCAAGAGAUUUUGCAGGCGAAAACGGUUGUAGUACAUGUUGCUGGGGUCGAAUGUUCCCUCACAACCAUGGGCGAGUUUGCUCUUGCUCUGGACGACCGAUUCCCGUGGCCACAGGAUCCUUAUGUCCAGUCAGUUCGGGCUCGCCUGCGGCAAUCGCUGCCAGUUCGUCUCUAUGAGCAUCGAAGAGCAGGUAAGCGGAAUCUGACCCUGACGAAUAUGUUGCAGGACUAUAGUACAACGGAAUGCUCCGAUCGACACGACAUUGUGUUCGCAUUCUUGUCCCUGACACCUCGAAUCACUGCUCACAUUAAUGCUGGGUAUGACACAAAUAUCAUCAACUUGAUGGCCGAAGUGCUUCGGAUCGCGUGUCGUUUGGAAUCCCUUUCGCCACAAAAGCUAAUCAGCUUCGCCAUCUUCUUACGGCAUCAAUUUAGCAUCAGCAGGUCAGACAUGGCGGACCACGAUGCUACUCUUCGUGACACCGGGGCACAGCCUCUCCUCGGCCUUAAGGCUGAGGUCAGGGUCAGGGGUGCCGCUACUCCAGAGCUUUCCGUCAAACAGGAGCAGCUCAUGGUUGCUGUCCGAGCAAGGUCGAAGGCUUUGAGUCAGCUGGAGCCUCUUACGCUAGUGGGCAAUCCCAUCGACGGCAUAUACCAUCUGUCAAAGCGCGAAGCUCCCUCACUCGAACCUCACCUGUCCCGCAUCUCAAGCCAAGAUUUGUGCGCGUUCGGCUGGCAAAGUGCCGGGACGUCAUCCUUCUUUGGUGGUGUAAACGAGUACAUUGGUCUGGCCUCUGCACCAGUUCAUCACGGAGACGAAGUCUGGCAGUUCCAGGAUACCGACGUCGCGCUCAUUGUGCGGCCACAUCCUGGAGGAUGUUCUCUGGUAGCGAGAGCACAACUGUAUCAAAAGCCACAGAUGCUUGAUCGUCUACCAUCCUCUGACAUCGAACGCAACUUCCUAUCUCGGACAUGGCGUGGCGAUGCAGUUGCCGGGUCUUUGCGGAGCUUUCAAUUGGAUGUGCCGCUCUUUCUGCAAAUCAUCUCCUGGGCCGAUAUGAGCGACUGA